AUGGCUCGCAAGCGCUCGUGGGAGGCCACGCAGGUGGAGCUUCGUGGGUCGUAUUCGACCGGGAGAGUGAUCGACCUGGCCAAGUAUAUUCGCGAUGCCAGUUGGGUGCAAAUGCUUGCGGUUGUCGUCGGGGCUCCAGUACCGUGCCUGGUAGUCACGCUGCUUAUCGACUUCUUGCCGCUUUCCGACCCAUCGAAGGGGAUCGAGGCCGACGAAUUGUUCCUGGCGCGGGAGUUUUACUGUUUUGCGGUGAUGACAUUCCUCGCCAUCCACCAGUUCCGCACAGGGGUGCGCACGGUGUUGUCGUACCCUACGAAGCGACUCAUCGUAGACACUCUUGUGGUGGCGGCACUCACGCUUCUCAUGAGGAAUCUGUUCGCUCGGGCCGUGGGGCACCUCGGAGAUGAGACGCCAGUGCUUGUGAUUUUCAACGCUGACGUCUUCGGCUCGCUCUUUGUGGCGUAUUGCAUGCACAGCUCGCCCUCAUUCUGGGCGACCAUGGAGCUCAUGGUUGUUGACAUUAGCUUAAUGGGGUUAUCGCUGCGUGAUAUCGAGCGCGCGCGUAAAGGUUUGGGAGGGCUUGAGCGAAAAGUCGAUAACGGGUACAUGUGGGCUAGUUAUCACGGCGAGGUUGGUCACAUUAGCCUGGGAGGCCGCAUCCCAACGACACUUGAACGGGCGAGCAUUUUUCUCGAGAGGGAAGCGCAGCAACAAGGAGCAGACGGAUCGCGUUCGUCCCGACUGCUUCAGCUCACGCAGGUACCAUCGGAUCAGGAGCGAGAGGGGCCAACACUGGUCGCAAAGAGCGCAGCAGAAACAUUUAUCGAGCGUCUAAAAGCGGCUGGACUAAGUGGUCGCAUCUACCCGGUUGCCGGUAGGAGAGGCAUUGUCAAGGAAGUUCGAGAGGAAGCUGCAACUACGUACACUGGAAGUCGCACCCUAAGUGUUCAGGAGAGGCUGAAGUACACUCGCAAGGUGCGGCGGCUGCUAUACAUGGCGGAGUUUCUACUGCUCCUCAACUACGUCGAAGUUGGGUUGAAAGCCUGUCGAGGUAGUGGCGACCCUGCAAUCUACUUGGUUGCCACCUACCACCUCCCCAACAAGGAGUACUAUGCGAUCUACGAUGACAUUGAGCAGAACCAACUCAUCCAGACUCUCACGAACGUGAUGUUUUACUGCUUGUUCCAAUUCGUGUCGCUGCUACUCCUGGUCUUCAUGCUCAGACGCAUGCUUGGACUGUCGCCGAUCCACCAAAUCGCCUUCGUGCUGAGAAAGCAAGUCGACUACGUGCAGAUGUGUCUCGUCUUCUGGCUGUUCUACAAUGUGCAGAGCUCCCUGCGGCACUUGGGCUACGACUACAGCUUCCAGUUCGCGUGGCUAUCAAAUUCAGCGGGGUCCUAA
Messenger RNA from Phytophthora sojae, 1401 nucleotides. RefSeq lists its product as hypothetical. The record is from RefSeq and is a predicted model, not a curated record. The transcript has 5 exons. NCBI's taxonomy places the organism in Eukaryota, Oomycota, Peronosporomycetes, Peronosporales, Peronosporaceae. The coding region runs from base 1 to 1401 and encodes 466 amino acids.